AUGGGUACUCGUGGGGAUGAAGAAGACGAAGAUUGCUUCUUUGAUGCCCCUGAACAAGACGUAGCAGCAACAACAACAUCAUCUGAAUUCGGUUUAGAUCUCUGGACCGAGAAGCCUGACAGUGUUUCCAACCGAAGGCGUAAGUUUCUCCAAUCUAUGGGCUUUAGUUUCAAAAAGACUGCAGAAGACGAUUCCUUGGAGGACUCUGAAGAUGUUCAAGAAGUUGCCAACAACGAGUCUUCUUCUGAUGAUAGAGUGAAGGAGGUGUUGUCGAGGAAUGAAUCUACUAAGUCCUCUGGAUUUGAUCAAUCCACUGUUUCAUCAUCAUCAUCAUCUGAGGACACGGAUGAUCAAUCCUUGGUGAUGAGCAGGAACGAUUCAAGUAGUAGCACUAGUAUGAUGCCUGAAGGGUUAACUGAUUCCGGUUCAAGUAGAUCCGGUAGUGAUUUUGACAACUCUCCAUCGAGCAGUCGUAGAUAUGAUUCUCUGAAAGGAGGAGCACAGUCUUGGUUGAAGAAGCUUGGUGUGUUGACACAUGUCCUCGAGUCUCUGGACUGUGAAGGAAUGAAGCGAGUUGCGAAGGUUCAGACUUACAAGAAGCAAGUCAAGGAGCUCUCGUCUCUGUGUAUUGACCAAGAUUUUGCAGCGCAUGAAGGCUCUGUGUUAGCCAUGAAGUUUUCUCAUGAUGGGAGAUACAUUGCGAGUGCUGGUGAAGACUGUGUGGUUCGAGUUUGGAGCGUAGUGGAGGAAGAGAGAACAGAUAAGUAUGAAGUAGCAUCUGAGGUUGAUUCUAAUGGUGUUUACUUUGGGAUGAAUCAGCAUUCUCAGAUUGAGCCUCUUAAUAAUAUGAACAAGGAGAAAGUAGAGAAGAAGACGAGUUUUCUGAGGAAGUCGUCGGACUCAACUUGUGUUGUCUUACCCUCGAAGAUCUUUAGUUUAUCUGAGAAGCCUCUGCAUGAGUUUAGAGGACAUGUUGGUGAGAUCUUGGAUCUUUCCUGGUCGGAGAAUGGGUAUCUGCUGUCAUCUUCUGUGGAUGAGACUGUUCGUUUAUGGAGAGUAGGUUCUGAUGAAUGUCUCACAACUUUCCCUCAUAACAAUUUCGUGACUUGUGUGGCAUUUAACCCUGUGGAUGACAAUUACUUCAUUAGCGGAUCAAUUGAUGGGAAAGUUCGAAUAUGGGAUGUGUCCCGUUGUCGAGUUGUUGACUACACAGAUAUAAGAGACAUUGUAACAGCUGUCUGCUUUCGUCCAGAUGCAAAGGGUGUAGUCAUAGGCUCCAUGACAGGGAACUGUCGCUUCUACCAUAUUCUCGAGAAGCAGCUGCAAAUGGACAGAGAGAUUAACUUACAUGGGAAGAAGAAGGCUUCAAGCAAAAGGAUCACUGGUCUCGAGUUUCUUCCCAAUGAUCCUGACAAAGUAAUGGUUACUUUUGCUGAUUCUAAGAUUCGGAUCAUAUCCGGAGAUGAUGUAAUCUGCAAGUUUAAAGCUUCUAGCCUUCGCACAACAUCUGCUUCAUUCAUUUUAGAUGGGAAGAACAUUCUCUCAACAUCAGAGGACUCAGGGAUUCAUUUGUGGAAUUACUCUCAGUGUCCAAGCAAGAAGCCUUCUUCUGAUAAACCUAAAAGCAUCAGGUCUUACGAGGGCUUUCUCUCACACAAUGCCUCUGUGGCUGCUCCUUGGCUCAGACAGGGAAUGAGGAACAGUCUAUAUGAUUGCAUCACAGAGUUGGAGAACAAUACACCCAAAGUGGACUGUUUCUCUCCAAUGAAAGGAUCAACAACUUGGCCUGAAGAGAAGCUUGAUGAAACUGGAACAGUGAGUAGUAGCAGAGGGAAUCUGAAGCUUCUGAGGAGGAGCGUGUUGCAGCCUCACCUGUGGGGUCUUGUGGUCGUCACUGCGACUUGGGAUGGAAGGAUCAGAGUCUUCCACAACUACGGCUUGCCUGUUCGUGUCUAA
Molecule: messenger RNA, 1956 nt
Organism: Microthlaspi erraticum
Lineage: Eukaryota; Viridiplantae; Streptophyta; Magnoliopsida; Brassicales; Brassicaceae
Source: the annotation of a GenBank genome assembly